AUGUCGGAACCCCUGUCGUCGCCCACGCUUUCGUCUAGUUCAUCGUCGUUUGAUAUCCCGUCUCCCCCAACGUACGAUUCGGACGACGAAAUAGUGUGGAGCCUGUCCUCAUCGUCUAUCUCGACCGGCUCGUCCAACGAUUUUGUAGUCUUAAGUCGGGCGUUGUCCCCCAGUAACGCCACCCCAGAAACACCAAGCCCAGAUAGCGUGUCGGAAUCAUCAUCAUCAGAACUCUCAUUCAGUGUGGACAGUCUAUCGUCCAGCCAUGUGUCGGCGUCGGUCCCAGUGUCAUCAUUACCACCUCCGCUCCCGCUGAUGCCAAGCCGUAUACUCAAUGUAGACUACCCAACACCGACUGCCACCCCUACUCCUCGAGUAACGUCUCAAAGUACUCCGGCGCUGAUACCAAGUUUAACGGUCCCUGCUGGUCCCACUAAAGCCCAGUUAAAGCGGAUUCAGAAGGCGGCGGAGGAUGCGAAGCUGGCAUCGGAGGAGCAUCGACAAAAGUUGCUUAGGAAAGCCGCGGCUGUUUUAGCAGAGAGGAAAGCGUUGGCCCAGAAGGCCACCGCCAAAGCGCAGUCAGCACAAGCCAGAGCACAAGCAGUCAAGGGUAAAAGUUUGCAACAGGUUGCUGAGGAGAAGAAGUCCGCAGACAAGGCGACGAAGAAAGCGAGAAGAGCGCGAAAGAGCGCGAGGAAGGCGAAGAAGAACUUGGUCCAGGCAGAGAAGGCGGCGAAGGCAGUUGCAAAGGCAGUCAACGCAGUACAGACAACGGCUGCGAAGAUCAAGAAGCAAGCAACCCAAGUUGUGCGGACAUCGAAGAAAUCCCCUCCCACAACCCCCAAGGCUGCGACUAUAUCGGUUGGUCUGGGCUCGAGGCCCGUCAUAGACGACUCUGCCGCAUCCGAAGUUGCGUCCGAAAAAGGGGACGAUCCUUCAUCCUUCGCGGAAGCGUCUCAAUUCAUCACAUCGUACAUCAACGACCCAGAAACUGCUCAGACGAAGAGCAAGGUCCAUCGUCUCGCGCUCCUGCAAUCUAUCAUUGUCGAAUUUGGUGUGGGUACGACAUCCAUGCUGCCGCGUACCAUCACCGCGGCGAAGGCGUUCGUCAAGUCUACUGUGUUCGUCAACGUGCAGGACUAUCUCACCGUCCGCACGCAAGGCCAGGAUGCCUUGAAACGUAUCUUGCUCCCGAGCAAGAAAGCCCUCAUCAAGGACAUCCGUCGAACGGGACCAACCCCGCGUACCCUUGUCAAGCAACACGGUUUGCAAGCCCUACUUGUCUUGACCCACUGA
Pleurotus ostreatus (oyster mushroom) is the source of this 1296-nucleotide messenger RNA. RefSeq lists its product as uncharacterized. The coding region runs from base 1 to 1296 and encodes 431 amino acids. The transcript has 2 exons. Lineage: Eukaryota; Fungi; Basidiomycota; Agaricomycetes; Agaricales; Pleurotaceae. The record is from RefSeq and is a predicted model, not a curated record.